Anisakis simplex (herring worm) is the source of this 2052-nucleotide messenger RNA. The record is from the annotation of a GenBank genome assembly. NCBI's taxonomy places the organism in Eukaryota, Metazoa, Nematoda, Chromadorea, Rhabditida, Anisakidae.
AUGUUCGGCGACGCUAAAGUAUCGACCAAUCUCUAUCAUAAUGUCAUGCUCUGUUGGGUAGUCAGUGACGCAGAGCGUGAAGGAGAAGAACGACUUGCAUCAAUGACAUUCUAUGGUGGUCCAGAAGGAAGUAGUGUUUACGUGGCUGGCAGAGAUGAUAGUGUUGAUGAAAUUAUGCAUGAGUGGGAACAUAAGUUCUGCACUUAUUCCGAAACAUCGAUUUUCAUCACAACGUUUAACGUGAAUGGUAAAAUGGCACCACACUAUGUGCCAAAAUGGCUUUAUCACGAUGGAGGACCACCAGAUUUUUAUGUUGUUGGAUUGCAAGAAAUGGAUCUGAGCACUCAAGCGUUCUUCUAUGAUGUUUCGUCACGUCAAGAUGAUUGGUUAAACGCAAUCACUCGUUCACUCCCUUCUCACCAAUAUCGUCUGGUUGAAUGCGUUCGUCUCGUUGGAAUAAUGUUGGUGAUAUUCCAGCGUGAAGGUAGUCGUGUGAAAGUUCGUCAGUCAUCCGUGCAUAGUGCGCGUAUAGCAACUGGUAUACAACUGAUAAGUCGUAUGGGAAACAAGGGCGGUGUUGCUAUAAGUAUGCAAAUAAACGAUUCACGAAUAUGUUUCAUUAAUGCACAUAUGGCUGCUGGAAAUGAAGAGUUGGAUAAGCGCAAUCAGGAUUACAGUAGUAUAAGGAAACAAGGCCGCGAUGCAGAAAUGAGUCGUUUUCAGUUGAAGCAACAGCAGCGAAAUAAUCAAAUUUUUGUUGGAUUCUGUGAGCCAGAUGUUUUGAAUUUCCGUCCAUCUUAUAAAUACGAUCCAGGUACUUCAGAUUGGGAUAGUAGGUGUCCUGCGUGGUGUGAUCGUAUUCUAUGGUGGUGUGAAUCAAGCGAUCAAGUCGUGCAAACACUCUAUGAUAGUGUUGAUGAAGUGACCAUUUCGGAUCACAAACCUGUCAGAGCUGUCUUUCAAUUGACCGUUCGCGAGGUUGAUUCGUAUAAAGUGAAACUGAUUCAUGAAGAGGCCAUUCGUGAAGCAGAUAAACGCGCUAAUGAAGCAUUACCACAGAUAUGGCUCUCAGAUAGUGAAAUAGAUUUUGGUGAUGUGUACUUCUUCGAGAGCAGUGUGCGUACGAUAACGAUCAAAAAUACGGGUAAAACAAAGGUGUCUUUCUCAUUCGUAAAGUUACCGAAUCGCGAAUCAAUCAGCGAUUCGUGGUUAUCCGUUACACCACCGAAUGCACAUUUGAAAGUGGGAGCAGUAUGCCUACUUAGUUUACAGGUACUUGUGGAUAAAAAGACAGCUUGGUCGGUAGCGAAGAAUGGCGUAUUAUCAGAUAUAUUAGUAUUACGACUAGAUCACGGUCGUGAUUAUUUCUUACCGAUCAGUGCUCGUUAUCAACAUUCUGUUUUUGGUUCUUCUUUUAUUGAACUUAUUCACAAAGAACAUAACACCACUGAUAAUGCGAGCAAUCUACUGGAUUUAGGGCUUGAUGAAUCGUUGCUAAAAACAGUCUCCAGAGUGUUCGUGCCUGUACCCAUAGCAAUGUAUCGUCUAAUCGAGACUUUACGAAAUUAUGGUGUCGAGAAGAUUCGCUUCGAUGAUGUUUCUAGUCAUUCGGAGUUUAUCGCUCUUCGGAAUGCGCUUGAUCGACAUCAUAACAUCGAGAACUUAUUUGAUAUAUGCAAAUCACCAUUCAAUAUGUUCAAUGCAUUCCUGCGACUAAUGGACUCAUUUAAAGAAGAAGUGAUCCCACGUGAACUGCAAACUGAAUGCUUGAAUUCGGCCGGUGAUGCGACUCGUUGUUGGUCAUGUGUGCAAAAAUUCAGACGUGAAAAUCGUGAAGUUUUCGAAUAUUAUGUGCAAUUCACACGCGAAUUAACUGAAAAGAAUACAGAUGCUAGAUCACAGUUACAAGUAAUGGCUGAUAUUGUUUUCAAACCGAGUGGUGUUGAGAACAACAAACUAGAGCAAUCGUUGCGGUUACGGUUCUUCGAGACGGUCGUUGCAUUUACGAAAGACGUUUGUAUGGAAGGAUUUGAUGAAUUAAUUAAACUCUGA